CGUUCGUGCGGACAUCUGGAUCUUUCACAGCAUCCCAGCUUUUGCUCUGCAAGCAUCUGGCCGCACAUAGUUUAGUGUGCAGUGUAGUUCAGUAGUCUUUUAGUCGCAAAGCGCGAUUGAAGACCGACUUAGUGGGUUAUGCGCCAUUGUCCACUGCUCAAGAAUAGGUCCAUUUAGAGAGAAUCUUCGCUUAAUAGCCAGCACGGCCAGUUUCUUCGGCUAAUCGAUUUCGAAAAUCUCGAGAAUGCGUACAUGAGGACGUUAUUAUUGGUCAGGUACAGUGCUGGUAUUCUGUGUGAAUUGUGCGAGCUUUUAAAAUGUGGAUUUUCGCGGCUUUAAGUGUGGUGUCACUUAUUUUCAACUGUGUUUGUCAACAAACCCCUGCCAUAGGAAACAGAGGGACUAGGUGUUAUGACAGUUUCAACAGGCCGCAGAGGUGCAUACCGGAGUUCGAAAAUGCAGCUUUCGGAGUCUUGAUGGAGGCAACUAACACCUGCGGACAAAAUGGUGAAAUGGAAUAUUGUGUACAAACCGGAGUGACAGGAAUUCGAAAGUCCUGCGAAAUCUGUUAUCCUGGCCAACACGAUGCUCGAUUCCUUACCGAUUUCAUGCACCCGGACAACCCGACUUGGUGGCAGUCAGAGACCAUGUUGGAGGGGAUUCAGUGGCCCAAUCAAGUUAAUCUGACACUGAAAUUUGAUAAAGCAUUCGAUAUCACUUAUGUGAGACUUAUAUUUUAUUCACCGAGACCGGAAAGCUUUUUCAUUUCUAAGAAAUCCACCAAAGAUGGUCCUUGGAUUCCUUUUCAAUAUUACAGUGCCACCUGCCGAGACACCUACGGCCUACCUGACAUGACCCACACGACCAGAGGCGAGGAAACCAGAGCCCUUUGUACUUCCGAAUAUUCAGACAUCUCGCCGUUGAAAGACGGUAACAUCGCCUUCGGUACCCUGGAAGGCCGCCCGUCCGCAUAUAAUUUUGACAGCAGUCCUGAGCUACAGGCUGGUCGUGUGAAUCCUUUUGUCUUUCUUCCCGUUAUCUAG
This is a messenger RNA of Leptinotarsa decemlineata (Colorado potato beetle), 1043 nucleotides long. RefSeq names its product laminin subunit gamma-1. Gene Ontology annotation, biological process: tissue development; axon guidance; animal organ morphogenesis. Gene Ontology annotation, cellular component: basement membrane. The record is from RefSeq and is a predicted model, not a curated record. NCBI's taxonomy places the organism in Eukaryota, Metazoa, Arthropoda, Insecta, Coleoptera, Chrysomelidae.